Messenger RNA from Ceratina calcarata, 1265 nucleotides. RefSeq names its product exosome complex component Ski6 (gene Ski6). Gene Ontology annotation, cellular component: nucleolus; nuclear exosome (RNase complex); cytoplasmic exosome (RNase complex). NCBI's taxonomy places the organism in Eukaryota, Metazoa, Arthropoda, Insecta, Hymenoptera, Apidae. Gene Ontology annotation, biological process: nuclear mRNA surveillance; poly(A)-dependent snoRNA 3'-end processing; rRNA catabolic process. Bases 267 to 1079 code for a protein of 270 amino acids. Gene Ontology annotation, molecular function: RNA binding. The transcript is spliced from 3 exons. The record is from RefSeq and is a predicted model, not a curated record.
AUUUAAAGCGAUUAAUCAUCUCAACUUGGAAAUGCCCUCCUAAUUAGAAAAUGUCUCUCUGUGUACAUUCAAAGUGAAAAAUCACAUUUUGAACGAAUAUAAAAUUUGAAGGAUAGCAGUUCUAACAUUUGUAGCCAUUAGUAGCUCGAAUGGUUCUGAUCAAUCCCGAUAAUGUUCGAGUAUUCGAUCGACUUGUUUGGUUAAGUUACCUCGUUACAUUCGAUACGAAAGACAAGACUCGACAUUUUUAAAGGCAUCGAACAAAUAUGAUCGAGCCCGAUAAUACCGAUCAGAAUGGUUUACGAUCGGACGGUAGACGAGCGCUAGAAUUAAGGCAGAUUCGAGUGCGAAUGGGUGUUUUUGGUCAAGCCGAUGGAAGUGUUUACAUCGAGCAAGGUAACACCAAAAUUUUGGUUACAGUGUAUGGCCCGCACCAGCCACGAGGCUCUUCAGGGAGAAGUAAUACGACUAAAGGCAUAGUGAAUUGCCAAUACAGCAUGGCAGUGUUUAGUUUCUCUUCUGGAGAACGUAAGCGAAAGCCAAGAGGAGAUAGGAAAUCACAAGAGAGAUCUCUUCAGUUGAAACAUGCGAUGGAAGCGAUAAUACAUUUAGAAUUGUAUCCACGUUCACAAAUAGAUAUUUACGUAGAAGCGUUACAAGUCGAUGGAAGCGAAUAUUGCGCAUCGGUGAAUGCGGCAACUCUUGCGCUUAUCGAUGCUGGGAUACCUAUCAAGAAUUAUGCUAUAGGCUGCACUAUAACAUCAAUAAAUACUCUAUCUUCGGAAGAGGAGGAUAGUGCGCUAGGGAAGGGAGUCUUGGAUGCAAAUUAUGUUGAGGAAUGCGCUCCUGGUGUUACUUUGUCCGUUGUCGCAUUACCGAAUAGCGAUGGUAUGUCGAAAGAUGGCUUAAUAGUAGUGGCGCAAGGAGCUGGCCAAAGACUGCAUUUGUCUCAGUUUGAAUCCUUAAAGACUCGCGUGUUGGGCGGCUGCCAGGAUAUAAAGACGAUCCUAGAUCACGCGGUUAGACAAUAUUUAACCGAGCAAUCUCUCCCUUCUCUUUUCCAUGUUGCGCUAGAUUAAGUACAUUGAUGUAAACAAUUUGAAUUUUUUAGUAAACAAUUUGAAUUUUAUCAUAAAGAAUGUGUACAAAAUUUAACAGCAUACUUUUCUUAAAAAGAAUACAUACUUUUUAAUUAUAAACUAUAUCGAUACUCUGCAUAAAUAGUGUGUCUCCUUAAAAAAAUAUACGCUGAAAUUCUUUCCAAA